AUGGCCGGCCGCCGCGAAGGCGAGCGCCAGCCGAGCCUGUGGCCAUCCGGGACGGCCGCGGUGGAGGAGGACUCGGGCGCCUUCCCCUCCGCCAUCAUCCUCUUCGCCCUCGUCGGCGCCACAGCCACCACCGCCGCCGUCGGACAACUGCGCCGGACGGUCAGCUGGUUCUACACUCAGCUUAGUAGGUCGGAACCGUAUGUGUUCUGGGAAGACAUACCUCGUCGUCGACCAAUUCGGCGUGGUGAAGCCUGGGAACGGUAUCACCAGAGGAUGCGUGAAAGGACCGAGGAUCAAAGGGAAAGAGUGGAACGCAUACGGCGCAUGCAAGAUGUAUUUAAAAAGGAGAGGUGCAAAUGUCGGGAUUAUCGAACUUGGGAAAGCCAUAAUCCCAACUAUUAUCAGCAUCAUCAAAGAGAUGACUGGUACUGGAACGCAGAAACGUUUUAUGCGAAUCAAAGGACAAAUUUCAGGGCAACGCCCAGGGAAGCUAUGAGUUACACUAUGUCACAUCACUAUUCUGUUUUGGGCCUUGACAGGUCAAGGUCAGAGCCAUUUUCAGAUGCUGAAAUCAAGAAUGCUUUCAGGAGAAAAGCAAUGGAGUAUCAUCCAGACCAAAACCAAAGUAAUAAAGAGGUUGCUGAGGCAAAAUUCAAAGAGGUUAUGGAUUCUUAUGAAGCAAUAAAACUAGAACGACGAAACAGAAGUUGCUGA
Miscanthus lutarioriparius is the source of this 714-nucleotide messenger RNA. NCBI's taxonomy places the organism in Eukaryota, Viridiplantae, Streptophyta, Magnoliopsida, Poales, Poaceae. The record is from the annotation of a GenBank genome assembly.